Aspergillus pseudonomiae is the source of this 281-nucleotide messenger RNA. RefSeq lists its product as uncharacterized. Lineage: Eukaryota; Fungi; Ascomycota; Eurotiomycetes; Eurotiales; Aspergillaceae. The record is from RefSeq and is a predicted model, not a curated record. Bases 5 to 256 code for a protein of 83 amino acids. The transcript has a single exon.
AGUGAUGUGCGAAUUGCUCUGUGAACAUUAUAGAGGCCGAACCGGCUGCGGCCAUAUGUUCGUCUACGCCAUUCAGCGGUGCAGUGCUUCUUUUAUGCGUCCCGAUCAAUCUCGCUGUGUGCCCCCGAGUGGAAGGCUUCGCGACCUUCCUCGAGUUGUCGACGCCCAAGAUGAUUACAAGGACGGUUCUUGUCGAGUGUGUCUCGGUGAGACUCCUCCCAGCUCAGAGGGAUCCGAAUCUGGCUGGGUUGUAUAAUUAGCACGCCUAAGACUGCUAGCAU